Messenger RNA from Centruroides sculpturatus (bark scorpion), 1017 nucleotides. RefSeq lists its product as uncharacterized. Lineage: Eukaryota; Metazoa; Arthropoda; Arachnida; Scorpiones; Buthidae. The coding region runs from base 295 to 864 and encodes 189 amino acids. The record is from RefSeq and is a predicted model, not a curated record. The transcript has 8 exons.
GCAAAUUCAAAUUUAUUGAUGGAUAUUUCGAGCCUAGAAGAUUGAAAAUUAAAUUUUCUGGAGCGAAGACAUGCCUUUAAAACCGUCUUUCCUCCAUUCAAUUGAGAUUCGCAGUGAAGCCCACGCAGCAUGAAAAUAUCAUGAAUAAUAUUUUAAGGUUGUUUACAUAACCUUUAAAGCAUUAAAGUUGAAUAUCAGAAUAAUUGAAUAAUUGACGGUAGAAGGAGCUUUCAUUGGACGUUAGCCAAUCAUGAAACGUUUCCAAUAUAGUCAUACUUUAAGAAAGUAACAGAAAUGGGUACAGAACAGAAUGAAGGAACACCGGGUUCUGUACAAGUGACAGUAGGAAAUGAUACCGAACAGCAAACUGAAAGUGAGACUAAAAAGGGCUUUCUUGAUAAAGUUAAAGAUGCAAGAGAUAAAGCAGGAAAAGCUAUCUUGAUGAUCGAUUUCGUUGUCGUUCUCCACAUUGUCAUGAUCAUUAUUGGUUCCAUUUACGUCAAGGAUUGCCCCGCAGAACGUUAUAUUCCUAUUUAUUUGAUUGUCAUGGGUGUGUUUGGCACUAUAAGGAACUUACUGGAUUUUUUCGAAUUUUAUCGAAGCGAGAAAGGACAGAAACCUAUAACAAAAUUUCACAACAAAAUUAUUAAUCUGUUCAUAUUUUGCUGGUUUAUUGCAGGUUGCGUAUGGGUCUACAGAGCUUAUAAACCUAAUUUCUAUUCUCCCGAGAGUCCUCUAUAUUGUAACAAAGUAGUAUACUUGUUUACUUUCUGGUUAAUUAAUCUCACUUUUAUUCUGAUCGCAAUUGUGUUCUUAGUAUGCUGCUGUUUUAUAUGGUUUAUAGCAAAGAAAACCACGGAAUAAUACGAUUUUUUUAAUGCAUUUUUAUUUGUAUUGCAAUGCUCUGCUUUUCAAUAUCGCAGUUAAUUUGCAUAAUAUGCAUGACGUUUUACAAAGUGAGUUUUGUUUUCUGAAUAUUUUAAUAAAAUUUUAAUCUUUCGAGCAAUUUUACCUUUA